Molecule: messenger RNA, 2424 nt
Organism: Capsaspora owczarzaki ATCC 30864
Lineage: Eukaryota; Filasterea; Ministeriida; Capsasporidae
Exons: 6
Coding region: 115-2307 (730 amino acids)
Biological process (GO): mRNA catabolic process; negative regulation of translation
Cellular component (GO): CCR4-NOT complex
Molecular function (GO): protein binding
Source: RefSeq, a predicted model, not a curated record
GUUUUCGCACUUUGACUGUCGUUCAGUCUUUGACUCGGGCUUGGUUGUUGUUUUUCUCUUCUUUUCUUGAUUGGGUUGCUUGGUGUUCAUUGUGCAUUGUCAAAACUUGUCGAGAUGCAAGCUGAGGAAGCGGCCGGCGUCGCGCUCGAGCACUUUGCAGCUGGUCGCUUUGACGCUGCCUCACAGGUGGUCCGCGAGAUUGCUCGAGAUCGCCCAAAGGACGUCAAGGUCGCGCACAACCUCGCGCUCGCCGACUUUGUGCGCUCCAAGUUUACCCAGCCGAUCUCGUUCCUGCGCGCGUUAGAGACCAUCAGAGCAUCCCAUGCCAAUCUCUCGCCCGACUCCUUUGACGAUAACAUUGAAUCGAGCGUCUUGUCGUACAACCAUGCAGUUGUGCUGGUGCAUUUGCGUCAGUUUGAGAGCGCAAUUGCCAUUCUCGCUCGGCAAUUCAAGUACAUUCAAGCUGUCGAGGAGACUCUGGCACGCAAAAUCUGCUUCCUUCUUCUCGACCUUUACAUUAACAAGAAGGAAGUCGGCCAUGCUGCUACCAUCCUCACCUAUCUCGAGAAUAUUGCUCCACCCUCGGAACCAUUGAGUGCACCGGCUGCAACAGCUGCUGCUGCUGCUCCCACCGCUUCACCCUCGUCACCCGCAGCCGGAGCAGACUCGUCUGCCUCCCAGUCGCAUGAUUUACCACCCCACGUUCGCUUCCAGUUCAGCAUUUUGCUAUACAAGGCCAAGCUUCACCUGUUGAGCCACUCGAUCAAAAACUGCCAGCGUGAAAUCAAAUCGGCGCUCAACAUUGACAGCCAAAAUGUGGCUGGACUCGUUUUCAAGGCCCGAUUUGAAGUGUUGCGCAGCAAUCCCCGAAAGGCAAUCAAGAUUCUGAGCAGUUGCUACCAACACCACCGACAACGCGUGGAGAACAGUAGCAAAGAGGUCGCGGCGGGUCCAGACCGUCUGACCAUUCUGUAUUUUAACAACCUCGGAUGCGUCCAUCAUGCGAUGGGCAAGCAUUCCAUGGCAGCGCUUUAUUUUGCACGAGCCCUUCAAGAAAACGAGGCGUUUGCGACAGCCAGCUUUGUCAGCACCUCCGCUGCACCCGUUCUCCAUCUUACCUCAUCCUCCUCCUCCUCCUCAUUGUCCAAAGCGUCCUCCAAGGCCAACAGCAAGGCUGCAGCGUCCACGCCAGGAAGUGCAUCAAGUGCCGCAAGACGACCCACGACCAGUCGCGACGUGACCAAGUUUGCGCAAGAUCGGCGGUACGAACUGCUCUACAGCUACGGCGUCCAGCUCUUGCUCACAGAACAGUACGAGGCCGCGUACAAUAGCCUUCAGGAGGCGCUCACCGCCUUGCACAAAAGUCCACGUCUAUGGCUGCGUCUGGCUGAGUGUUGCAUCGGCCACCACCUUCAACAACAACACUCUCGACCACCAAAAGAUGCCGCCCCGCCAGCCGUGCCCGUGCUAUUCCCAGCCGCCGCCUCGUCGUCCGAUGCCUCCACCGACACAAAGGGCGAAAAGCCCGUCUCUGGCUACCUCGUCGACCUGAGCGCUUUGGCAUCGCUUCGACAUUCAUCGACCGACACGGCGCACAAUCCGGUCGCUGCACAACAACCACUGUCGCUGCACAAUGCAAUGGUGUGUCUCCAAAACGCCCUUGUGCUCUUGCCCCACCAUCUCGACGAUAAUCCAGAUGCGCCACCAGCUCCGCCCCUCGACCUGGACAAGGCCAGCCAGGCCCAGAUUGUGGCCGAAAAACAGCGCCAAUCGCGGUUGGCUCUCAAGUACAAUGCACUGUUGAAGCUGGCCUACGUUGCACUCGAGUUGCAAGACCCGGCAACGGCUCUUCUUCACGCUGAAAACCUGGAGCAGAGCUCGCAGGCGCCUGCCAAUUUGCGAUUCCUUGCCACCUUGUAUUCUGUUGAGGCUUGCGUGAUGCUCGGUCGGGUGCACGAUGCUCUGGCUCGCAUCGGUCAGGCAACAUUGCAACUGGACGAACGAAUCCCUCCUGCUGCUGCACAAGCCGUGGCGGUACAGUCGUUCUCAUUUGAACCCACCAAGCAAGUGAUGCAAGACCCCUUGCUGAGCCCGGAUCUUGCUCGAGGUGCAUUGCAAGUCCAGCUCGCUGCUUCCCAAUGCGUGGCCAAUCAACUCGAAGCUGCGGCCAGGUCGCUUCCGCAAGUUGCAGCACCAGAGUUUUCCAAAACAUGGACGUUGCUGCAAAUGUACUUGAAGCUGCGACAAGGCGACUCGGAAGGCGCGAUUCGUUUAGCUCGCAGCCAAGGAGCUGUUCGGAAUGGCUGAUGUACAACCACUUGCAACACAAACGUUUGUCCUGACGCUUUUCGAACAACAGGAAAAAAAAAAACAUCUAACAUGUAUUCACAACGAUAACAACAACUACCACAAACAAAAACCAAA